AGAAGUUGCUUGAGAUGUUGCAGCCCUUCAGGCAUGGAAUUUCUGGAGGCAAUUUCCGACAAAGAGCCUUGACCAAGCCAACAGUUAUCAGCUCCCUGCUUGGACGUCCCUUCCUUCAGAGCUUACACAUAAAAGUUGGAGACAAAGCUGAACUUACCAAAGCUUUUACACAGAAUGAUGUUGUUACUUUUUCUGAUUUAACAGGUGACACAAAUCCUUUGCAUUUAAACGAAGAUUUUGCAGAGCAGUCUAGGUUUGGGAGAACGAUUGUACAUGGAGUUUUGAUCAAUGGACUAAUUUCUGCAGUUCUUGGUACCAAAAUGCCCGGUCAAGGUUGUGUAUUUCUCUCUCAGGAGAUCAGAUUUCCAGCUCCUUUGUAUACUGGUGAAGAAGUCAUAGCUGCAGCGGAAGUUAAACGACUGAAGGGUUCUAUUGCGCACAUUUCUGUAUCAUGUAAAGUCAGAGAAAGUGGGAAGACUGUUAUGGAAGGGAUGGUGAAAGUCAUGGUGUCAGACAGUUGAUCCUAUGCUACUUUAAUAUAAAGGCCAGAAACGUACGCUUGGUUUUGACUCUUUUUAUGUGACAUCACUUAAUCCAGUAAAUUUACAACAAAAGAAACCCUCAGUGUUUCAGAGACACUGCACAAACUUCAGCUUGAUAGAACUGCAUUAAACUUAGAGCUUUUCAUUUUUUCCCUGCAUACUGCCAAGAUGAAACCAACAGAACUAGGCACUCUGGGACAGAAGUGGCAUGUUCAGACGAGCCUUUGCUCUGCUACAGGGGGAAGUCUGCAGUGGUGGGGACUAUAUCGAGGCUGUUCUUCUCAGCAAAAUCACGGUCCACAGUAGCUAUGUUCAGUUCCAACUUGUUCGCUCUUUACAGAGUCGUUCUGUUGCUAACAAGCACUGGUGGGAAGGGACGAUGCCGUGUGUUUAACAAGCGGAACCGAAGUGGAGGUGUUGACACGCGUAUACAGCAAAGUCUGUUGUAAUCUCCACGGCAGCUCUAGCUGAUGUUGGCGCAGUGUGCUCCUUUGCAAUGUUUUAACUAUAAAGCCUUACUUAGCUCUGCAAAUAAGUAGCGGUCAGCCUUCGCAUGAACAAUAUAUUCUGCCUGAUACAGCUGGAGAGGUGUUGCUCGUAAUACUUUCAAAUUCUUGAGAUGCCUUACAAAACCUGAUUAUAAACAC
This is a messenger RNA of Egretta garzetta (little egret), 1189 nucleotides long. RefSeq names its product hydroxyacyl-thioester dehydratase type 2 (gene HTD2). NCBI's taxonomy places the organism in Eukaryota, Metazoa, Chordata, Aves, Pelecaniformes, Ardeidae. The coding region runs from base 15 to 521 and encodes 168 amino acids. The record is from RefSeq and is a predicted model, not a curated record. The transcript has a single exon.